Molecule: messenger RNA, 843 nt
Organism: Zasmidium cellare ATCC 36951
Lineage: Eukaryota; Fungi; Ascomycota; Dothideomycetes; Mycosphaerellales; Mycosphaerellaceae
Exons: 3
Coding region: 1-843 (280 amino acids)
Molecular function (GO): oxidoreductase activity
Source: RefSeq, a predicted model, not a curated record
AUGUCCAAAUCACUGCUAGUCAUCGUCACCGGCGCAAAUCGUGGCAUCGGACGAGCCAUCUGCGAAAACAUCCUCUCAAGGCCAGACUCAUCCGCCAUCAAGCUCUUCGCAACUACGCGUAAAGGCGAUAACCUUGGUCUCUCAUCCACGAACAGCGGAAGCGAGGUUCUCUAUCCAAGCCUUGACAUCUCCAGUCGGGACAGCAUUCACGCCUUCAAGGACGAGGUCAAGCAGCAUGGCGAUGUCAAUGUACUGAUCAAUAACGCUGGUGUCAAUCUUGAUAAUCAGUAUAGCCCUGAGACUGCGAAGCAGACUCUUGAUGUUAACUAUCGAGGGACUGUGGAAAUGUGCAAGACUUUCAAGCCCCAUCUCUCCAAGACCGGACGAAUAGUCAAUCUGUCAUCGGUUGCUUCAACCCUGAAACUGUACGACUCAUCUAUCCAAGAUCGACUCCGAAAUGCCGCCCGUCUUUCAGAACUCGAUGAGCUGGCUGAAGAAUAUGAGGCCGCAGUCAAGGCAAAGACUGAAGCCGAUGCUGGCUUUGGCCAACCUGGCAGAGCCUACUCAUUUUCCAAGGCACUACUCAGAGCAGCAACUGCUAUCUCGGCCCGAGAGGAUCGCGAAGCCAAUCCAAAGUCCGAGGUUCUCAUCAACUGCUGCUGUCCUGGUUGGGUGAGCACCGACAUGGGAAAGCUCGUCGGCCGCGCACCAAAGAAACCAGAAGAAGGCGCUCGGAUUCCAGUACGACUGGCGUUCGACGAUUUGAAUGGGACGACUGGAGAGUACUGGGCCAACGACAGUGUUCGAUCGCGAGAAUCUGGGAAAGUGCAGCCAUGGGUUUGA